Molecule: messenger RNA, 837 nt
Organism: Theileria equi strain WA
Lineage: Eukaryota; Apicomplexa; Aconoidasida; Piroplasmida; Theileriidae
Product: signal peptide-containing protein
Exons: 1
Coding region: 1-837 (278 amino acids)
Source: RefSeq, a predicted model, not a curated record
AUGAAUGUACUUUUGAAAGUACAGCUUCUGCUCACCACAAUCCUAUCGCUCAUUCUACUGCAACCCCUUUUUCAAGGAACCAACGCAACUCCAACCGGAAACAAGAUUCUGCUUAAUGUAGACAUUUCUGCGAAGCCUGGGUAUUAUAUUCGGAACUUCCCAUCCACAGAAUUCCCCAGAGGUAUUUAUUAUUCUGCAAGGGUAGGAAAUAGAUGUCAGCAUGCUAUCGGUAACGUGUUCGAUGGACCAGAGCUGAUUAUCCCUGGAGAUCCAAACUCUAUAACUAGAUCCGUUCUAGUUGUGCCUAGAGAAGACGGUACCAAGUAUGUGAAGGUACUUACAAAAUAUGCGGGUGGUCCUACCAGGCCAGUAGUUAAUGUUUUAGAAUUUCUGAGAUUUCCAACUAAUUUACACUAUGUGCAAAUUCAGAGGGUUCAUCUGGAUUUGGACAUCUUAGAUUUCAACCACAACCAAAUGAUAAAUGCCGAACUUCUGGUUAAUUGGCAAAAGCACGAUGAGGAUGUGGCCAAUGGAAGAGCUCCUAUGGGUAUACCAGAAAAUUUGGAGACCAUUCCCAUGAAAUUUACUGUUCAGGAAGACAUGCAAGAUCAUUUCACAAUUGGUGUAGUCAAGUAUAACGGACGCAUUGUAGAGAGCAGGACUGAUGGACUAAUGAGCAGACAAGUCACCUGGGAGGGAGGAGUGAGAAGGCCAAGGAUUAUCAUCCUGUCAAGAUAUGUGGAUAAUACAGAGAUUAAAGGUAGAUAUGAAUUCUCAGGGACUUCGGGAUGGUCUAUUUCUCACAGUAACAAGAAAUAUUUGAAUUUGUUUCUGUAG